Lactuca sativa (garden lettuce) is the source of this 450-nucleotide messenger RNA. Lineage: Eukaryota; Viridiplantae; Streptophyta; Magnoliopsida; Asterales; Asteraceae. The record is from RefSeq and is a predicted model, not a curated record.
CGCGACUUCGAUAACCGAUCAUUUCUCAUUUCAUCCUCCGUCAACCCUUAGCAUUGCACAAGAAAACCCUAGUUUUCUACGAUGGUGAACUGGAGGAUUAGGCAAGAAUGGGAGGAAUACGAUCUCCAAAGCUCAUAUGCUGACAAUCCAUCUAUGUUCUCGAUACGAUUGAACUAUGGUGGAGUUUGUACGAAGUUUCCAGGCCGCAAAUACAUAAAGGGGAAGAUGAAAUAUGUUGAUGGCAUUGAUAGUGACUUGUUCUCGGUGCAUGAUAUGGAUGAGAUAAUGGAAUUGCUUGAUUGUGUGGAACCAGGUAAAAGUAUUUACUAUCAUUUCAAACGACCAACCUGGGAUUUAGAUUUUGGGUUGUAUGCUUUGGGCUGUGACGAAGAUAUAAACCACUUUAGGUCAUACGUUUAUGAACACAAGGUGAUAGAAGUGUAUACAUAA